AUGUGUGACGACGAGGUUGCAGCUCUUGUGGUUGACAAUGGAUCCGGAAUGUGCAAGGCCGGAUUCGCCGGAGACGAUGCUCCCCGAGCCGUCUUCCCCUCGAUCGUUGGACGCCCCAGACAUCAGGGUGUCAUGGUUGGUAUGGGUCAGAAAGACUCCUAUGUAGGAGAUGAGGCCCAAUCAAAAAGGGGUAUCCUGACCUUGAAAUACCCGAUUGAGCACGGU
Messenger RNA from Cylicostephanus goldi, 225 nucleotides. The record is from the annotation of a GenBank genome assembly. NCBI's taxonomy places the organism in Eukaryota, Metazoa, Nematoda, Chromadorea, Rhabditida, Strongylidae.